UUUGGAGUGUUUACGCACGGGGUGGUAUGUGUCACAGAGGCCCCACAGCGAAUUGUGUUGGUCGGGUGACUCAAAUCGUGUGAAGCACCGGAAACUGAGUAACCGAUGUAAACAACUUUAUGGAAGUGAAUUCAUUAUCCAUUAUUUCGGUUAAAUUGGCAAUUCAGUGUCCGCGUCCAAAGAUACACUUUGCUUUAAGGGAAAAGAAAAAGAUUACGAGCGAUUUUGAUAUAGAGUGAGAUGAAGACGAUGUUCAACGAUGGGCAAAAAACAAUACCAGUAAGCUGCGGGAACAUGUUAUGACUAGGCAUGUUAUCGUCAUCGAACUGAGAAUUGGCAGGAUUGUGUAGAACUCAGCGAGACAGCUAUCGCCCCUUUUAUACAACAUGUUACUUCGUUUCUUGUUAAGUUUGCUAACUUAAUCAGAAACAUUUUGGUAAACUUAGGUCUAGUUGUUUGGAGAGGGCGGUGGAGACAAUCUUCAAACAAGAAAGGCACAGGAGCGUAUAUUGCUCUAUGUCUACAGUUGUGACAGCUGCGGAAGGUUCAACGCAAACAGCGCGGUAUAGACGUUACAUUUUAACAGCAUGAAGUCGAACAAACAGAGAUACUUAAAGAGGUCAAGAUCUUAGGCAGACCCUUGAAAAUAAAGGAAACUGAACAUCAUUUUUCUUGAGUUGUUAUCUAAGCAAACAGUUACAAUUGAUUUUUAAAUUUUAUUCAAAACAAACAACGUAGCCGGAAAUAUAUUAGCUGAAGGUAAAUUAAUUGAUUACACCAUUUGGGAGGCUUAUGAGAAAAAAAUCAGAAAAAAAUCGAUGUUCUCUCUGGAUAUAACACGACAAUUUGGAGAAAACGGCUUAGAAAAAAUACUGGAAACACUAAAUUAGCCGAACAUGAGGCAGAACUGCAAAUAAAAUCCUCCGAGCAAUUUUUGUCUCAUGAUAAAUAGAACUAAAAUUCAUGCACUCACUUGAAACAUGUUCUCUAGCCUGCGAACAGGCUCCCGGCUUGGAGGAGCACGUCUGAUUGAACGGGGAGCCUGUUCGCAGGCUACAUGUUCUCCAGUCCUCAGCACAUUCUACCAACACAUUAAAUCUGAGGACUGAAUAACGGCGAACCCAGGAGAAACCUCUGUAGACAUUUAGAGAACGGUGCUACCAGAUAAGGAGAGCGAAGAGUUUGAAUUUAUGUAAUAUCGUUGACCACAAACCGACUGUCGUCGCCUGCAGAUGUCAAAUGUGGCAGCGUCUUUUACCAUAUCCAUUGCAAGCAUUGCACUGAGGGAACUAUAGCCUUUGCUAGAAUCAAACAUGGUACAUUCCCAUUAGUUCCGACUUGACCAUUAUAGAAGAAUUUUAAAAUUGGCAGUUUAGUGUAUCUUGCAUUAAAUAUGGCCGGCGCAUUUGAACUCUUCGACACUUCUCGGACGUUAUCGAAGGCAGCUUCAAUCGGCAUAUUCCAACCUGACUCAUACUCCAGUAAUGAUACCAAUUGAUUCGACAGAAUAGUAUAUCAUUUCAAGUUUGCUUCAGAUGAUAUAUAAAAUAAAUGAUGCUUAGAUACUACUGCUACUCUGCGUGCCCUUUGAUACAGCUUCCAUAUUUGGUAUACGCAAAAGUCUGAAAAUAAAUUUCCGGAAAUGUCUGCUUUCGACACACGGGAUGUUAUCACGGCUAGACAAACCAAAUUAACUGAAACGUAUCAAAUUUGUUAUUGAGAAUAAUUGUCUUAGAAAAACAAACUCUUGUCGCCGUUAAACUACCUGUUUGGUCGGUUAAGUAUGUUUUAAUCUCAUGAUGGGCAUAGUAAGCUUCCGAAUAACACACUGAUCACGCGCGGGCGAAUUUGGUGGUACAUUUCAUUCUGGUAUAAAUAGCAUAUAAGUACUUUAACUUCAACACUAAUAAAAUGUAUUGUAGAGGUAAUGAAAAAUUUAUUUACGCUAUUGAUAUAACUUUUGGCAUAAAUGAAAGUAGAUUUUCUGGUAAUGAACUGCAAAAGGUGUACUGUUUUCCGUCCUAUUGUUUUGCCAGUGGUACCAAACAGUGAAAAUUGGGGCUCUGACUUUGGGUCACAGCGCAGCAUCUCGCGUGUCAAGUUGGAAGAAAACGCACUUAAGGGUUUUUCAAUGACUAUCAAAAUAAAAAUAUAAAAGGAAUCUUCAAAAUGAUGGCUUUUUUGUCUUGAGGAGGUCGUUUUAAAACUUUUCUUUUUGUUUUAAAGUGCCACUAUGAUCAAAAUUUCGCAUUGCCUUUUCUUUCUACUUCUGGUAACUAGAAGUAAGAACACUUACCAUGCCAAGUUUAAUCGCAAAAUUCGCACGGAAAGUAUGAUUAUUUCAACCUUGUUUUUCGGUUUUGGUCGCCCGCCAUUACCCAAUUCAAAAAUGGCCGAGUGUGGCCAAAAGAGGUGGCACUAGUUGGAGCCUUUCGGAGGUGACGUCAUUGCGCAGCUCGACAAACCAACGUGGGUAAUUUUGUAUACUAUGUCUGCGGAAAAGUGAGACGUAUUUGGAAAGCAUAAUUUGCGAGCAGAAUGCCUCCAAGCCGUUGUGUCGUGCAAGAUUGCGACAGGGUGGCCGACAAACAGUUAGGAAUAUCUGUUCAUACCUCUCCUGGUACAGGAACCGAGCGUGCCAUGUGGAAAAGAUUCGUCAGCCAGCAUAGAAAGCAUUUUAAGCCCAAUGGGACAUUUGGGAUUUGCUCACUUCAGUUUACCGACGACUGCUUCACUCGUUCGGUACAGAUAAAAGGGACAGAGAGACGACUAAAGCCAGGAUCCGUCCCAAGUAUUUGGAAAAAAGGAUCUGUUUUUCUCAGUGAAAGAACUCGUCAUCGGUUAUUGAAUGAGAUUAUGAGAGAACAGAGUCAAGAUGCAAAUAUAGGGCCAGAAGCAGUUGUAUUAGAGGAAAAUCAGGUGAUACAGGUGAAUGAUGAACUGCAAGGUGACUUAGGGUUGCAAGCUGUUGGGUGCGUUCAGACCACUGAGGCGGAUGAGGCUUGGGCAGAGGUGACACAGGUGACUGAUGAGGGGGUUCAGGACGAGGAGUUAAUGCUGGUGGCUGAUGAUGGAGCUCAGGCAGAGGUGAUACAGCGAACUGAUGAGGUUCAGGCAGAUGGGGUGUUAUUGGCACAGGUGGCUGACGAGGAAGUUCAGGACAAAGAGGUGAUACUGGUGGCUGAUGAUGGACUAAUAACUCCAUGUGAAUCAUGCAGGGCAAUGAAAGCAGAAUUGACUCAGCUGAAAGCUAAGGUGACCCAGUUUAAGAACAAACUUUCCUCCAACCAAGAGCAGUGGGUUCAAACAUUCAAAGGGAUUCAAGAGCAGAAUCGUCUUUUUAUGGUCAAUACUGCUGUCCAAACCGAGCCAGUUGUUGAAACAGAGGAUACUAGCCCAACAAAGUCUAUGGAUCAACCAACUGAACAGGACGAAGAUUUUGAUGAAGACGCAACUGAUGUCAAUAGCACUACCUAGCAUGAUGAUGAUGAUGACCCUACCUGGGACCCUGAAAAAAUUGAUAGUGACUAUCAAAAAGUUAAAGAUGAAGAUGACAGUGGCAAAAUACAUGAAAAC
Messenger RNA from Stylophora pistillata, 3576 nucleotides. RefSeq lists its product as uncharacterized. The record is from RefSeq and is a predicted model, not a curated record. Lineage: Eukaryota; Metazoa; Cnidaria; Anthozoa; Scleractinia; Pocilloporidae.